AAACUCGGAGAUAAUGGACUGAGAGAGAAAAGAGGAGUGGAGUUCCUUCUCUCCGCGCUGCUUCCUGCACGGAAUUCCCUCUGUCUACGCUCAGACAGAAAGACUCAGAGACUCGAAGCUACUAAGAGCUUAGUGGACAAAACUUGUGUUUUUCUACUUUGCAUGUGUGUCUCAGUGGAGAAGAGGAAGAAGAAGAAGAAGACGGAGAAGAAGAAGAAGAAGAAAGCACAGAUGCAGAGAUGUUCUCCAAGGGUACAGUCUCAGCCCGUGACUCUUUUGUCUUUAUCCCCUCAGAGGCUGCUCAAGCGAACCAUGCCGCUGCUCCCGACACCACCAACCCGGAGAUAAUGCAAUGCCUAACGGUGACCAUUCUUCGAGGAAAGGACGGCUAUGGGUUCACCAUCUGCUCCGACUCACCUGUACGCGUACAAGCUGUCGAUCCAGGUGGUCCUGCAGAUCUGGCUGGUCUCAGGCAGCUGGACACUGUGCUGCAGUUGAAUGGUCAGUCUGUGGAGCAGUGGAAGUGUGCGGAUCUCGCCCAUGCCAUCAGAAGCAGUGCCCGUGAGAUCACGGUGGUGGUGUGGCGUUCAGGACCUUCUGUGAAGUCCAGCUUCGAGGGGUUGAUCCAUCAAUCCUACAAGAGCUCCAACUACGAGUCUCCUGUGUCUCCGCCCAGAACGAAGCGUGCGGAGAAAACUCCGCCUGUACCCCCGCUUCCCGCACACCUCCGCCACCGGAUACUGCUCAACAGCUCUGAGGGGGCGAGGGCCGGCGGGAUCGGGGGCACCGGGGUGCCGUGGGGUGACAGGAGAGAGGAGGGUAAAGCCAGCGCCAGGACACACACUCCGACUCUAAGAGGGACACGAGUCAAAGCCUCCAACGGAGACAAUUACAUCAUCCUCUCGCCCAUCAACCCAGGAGGACAGAUCCUGACCCAAGUGUAUGGAGACAAUGCUAGCUCUCUGGCUGGAUUUAUGUACUCACCGGGAACUCCCAACACGCCCCAGCCCCAUGCCACGCCCAGAACCAACUUCCUGCGCCGGUCAGGCAACAAAUCCAAGUCAGCUGCCACCAGCUACCAGCCCAGCUCCAACUUCGCCAACUACCAGAACUGCACCAUCGUCCGAUCUCACGCCAACUACGGAGCCUACGUCAAAGUGGCACCCAAAGUUCUCAUAUUCCCCAUCUUCGUGCAGCCUCUGGACCUCUGCAGCCCAACUAGAACGCUCCUGAUCACCGAGGAGAUGAUUCUACAUGAGAGCAAACAUCUCUCCAUCAAGGUGACUAUAUUCAUCUACACAGAUCUGAUGUUAGUGUCGAGAGAGGAUGAGCUGGGUCGCUGUAAUGUCCUGCAAAAUCCUCUCUACCUAAAACAGCUCCGGCUAAAGGAGGAUCAUAGUGAUGAGCUUCGCUUCUACCUCAUCCACAUGACUGAGAAGUGUGACUGUCUCCUGAGUUUGGAGGCCUACUCUUUGGAGCAGAAGACGCGAGUAUGUCAGUGUCUGAGUGAUAACAUUGAUAAUCAGCUACAGCUGGAGUGCAGAGGGACGUUCAGCCCCUCUGAGCAGAUGCUGGAGCCUAAACUGGAUGAACAGUGUGAUCUGGGUGCUCAGUGGCGCCCCUCGGAGGAUGAGCACUCUCUCGGCAGCCCGUCUGACGCCCCGGGAACCACAGGCACCCCAGGCAGCACUCCUCUGGACGAGACUCGGCACCUCGUACCUCCUACACCUCCCCCGUCCACCGAGGGCAGCCUGAGUGACAUAUGGAGGGUGGACAGAGGAGAGGAGGAAGAAGAGGAGAAAAUGACUCCUCCUCCUCCAGAAGAAGAUGAAGAAGAAGAGGAAGGCUCACGCGGCGCUGAAGUCGAGGAGGAGAAGAAUGAAGAUUACGACACCAAUCCUCCGGCCUCCUCUUCUUCCUCAUCCUUCAUCAUCCCAGAAUUACGCCUGGAUCGGUCUUUCAGCACCGACGCUCUGUCCUCGACUGCCACCGAUGAAGAGGACGAGGACGAAGACGAUGACGACGAUGACGACGAUGAUGAAGAUGAGGAAGACAGCGAUGAUAACUUUUUGGAGCCCACUAAGAGACGGAGCAUGGUGGAGGCGACCUCGUGUGAGAAACAUGGUGGCUCCGGAGGUCUGAGCGUCCAGAACUCGCUACGCAGACGCACGCACAGCGAGGGAAGCCUCCUGCAGGACCCGCGGACCACCUGCUUCACCUCCGACAACGCCAUCAACCGCCUGGAGGUCACCACCGCCAGCAAGGGGGGCUGGACGCUACCUUCACCCAAAACCCUGAAGAAGGAGUUGACCAAGAAUGGAGGCUCCAUGCACCAGCUCUGCAUGCUGUUCUCCGGCAGGAAGCUGAGCGCCGGAUCCGAGUGCAGCUGUGACGUCGGCCCUGACGGAACCAAGAAGAAGAAGUCCAAGAACCUGGCCAAAGACAUGAAGAACCGACUGGCGUUCCUGAGGAGAAGGAAUGAAUCUCCAGGAAGCACUCCAGCCAGCAAGCUGGAUAAAACAAUGAAGUCAAUCAAGCCCACGCCGGAGGAGGCGCUCAAGUGGGGAGAAUCCCUCGACAAGCUGCUCGUCCAUAAAUAUGGCCUGGCGGCGUUCAGAGCGUUCCUGCGCACGGAAUUCAGCGAGGAGAAUCUGGAAUUCUGGCUGGCGUGCGAGGAUUACAAGAAGAUCAAGUCGCAGUCCAAGAUGGCCUCAAAGGCUAAGAAGAUCUUUGCCGAGUACAUCGCCAUCCAGUCCUGUAAAGAGGUAAACCUUGACUCGUACACGCGAGAGCACACCAAGGAGAACCUUCAGAACGUCACGCGCUCCUGUUUCGACCUGGCCCAGCGCAGGAUAUACGGCCUGAUGGAGAAGGAUUCGUAUCCACGGUUCCUGCGCUCGGAACUCUACCUGGACUUAGUGAACCAAAAGAAAGCGAGCGCUACGUCUACGGCGUCCUCGUCGUAAGAGGAACCACGGCGCAGAGACGCUUGACAAAAAAAUAUCUAACUAGCAUUGUGGACACUUUCGUUCUCAUCCGCCAUCCUGUCCUACGACGAGGAGGAAAGAAAGAGGGGAGGAAUAGAGAGAGAGAGAGAGAGAUGGAGAGAGAGAGAGAGAGGAGACGAUCAGGACGGAGAGACCCCAGAAAGGAAGAAGGCGGUUGUUCCGAUCCGGAGGAUGAGACGUGUGGAGUGUCUGUGUAACGAGCUACAUCAUCGUUAUUAUUAUUAUUAUUUGUUUAAGUUUGGUUUUGGAGAGAGUCGAGGACGGGGAUUUGCUCUUCGAUGUAAAGACAGUCGGGUACUGUUUUGUCGUUUCUUAUCCUUCGUGCUCUCGGUACGACGAAGACACCACUGUUUUUUUUGUUUUUUUUUGUCGCUCUCAUUCUCAAGCCGUCAGACCCGGAUCGAUGCGGCACGCGGUUCCUUCCUGUCCUGUCCUGUCCUUCCUUCCCUCUGUGGUCAUGCACUUCUCAGACGUCUCGGCGUCUCCUUUUCUCGUCCCGCCGUCCUGAAAGACGUUUUUGGUGGAACGGACCAAAUCAGAACACGGACUCUCUCUCUCACGCUUCUGCACGCGGACCGCACUCAUCCGUCCGCAGGUCUGCUCCGGUCAAACGCGUGACAGUUUCUGUUUUAGCAAUUCAUCGUAGCUCCAUGUGAGGACUGGACGAGAGGAUUCUCAGGACUGCACAGCACUCGACUAUGAAGCUUUCAGGCUUGUUUUGACUUUUAUUUCACUUUUUUUUGUAUAUAUUAUUAUAAUUAUUAUUUUUUAUUAGGUUUAAACCUGCACUCCGUAGAUGUUUUUUUUCCCUUUUUGUUGUUAUUGUUAAUAAGAAAGAUAACGCUUUACCUGUACAGAAAGUUUGCGUAUUUAUUUAGAGCCUCGCUGGAUGUCGCGUUCGGUUCAUUGCACUCGGCUAAACAAGAAAAAUGGCACCCUUCGAAACCCCUCCCCCUUUCCCCACUACCCAAACACCCCCUCCCCCUCCCUUUUAACCACGAUUCCCAUGAACUGUCCUUAUGUAAGUGCAAUAUGUUUUAUUAUUUUUUUUAAUAAUAAUUUUUUUUGGUUAGUCCGCUUAUCAUUUGGAUAAGUUUCACUUCGACGACGGAUUUUUCUUUUGUCGGAAGAAGAAGAAGAAGAAGAAGAAAAAGA
Molecule: messenger RNA, 4163 nt
Organism: Hemibagrus wyckioides
Lineage: Eukaryota; Metazoa; Chordata; Actinopteri; Siluriformes; Bagridae
Gene: rgs3a
Product: regulator of G protein signaling 3a
Exons: 16
Coding region: 240-2966 (908 amino acids)
Biological process (GO): signal transduction
Cellular component (GO): plasma membrane; nucleus
Molecular function (GO): protein binding
Source: RefSeq, a predicted model, not a curated record